This is a messenger RNA of Triticum dicoccoides, 2209 nucleotides long. RefSeq names its product F-box/LRR-repeat protein At3g26922-like. Gene Ontology annotation, molecular function: protein binding. The record is from RefSeq and is a predicted model, not a curated record. Lineage: Eukaryota; Viridiplantae; Streptophyta; Magnoliopsida; Poales; Poaceae. The coding region runs from base 100 to 1392 and encodes 430 amino acids. The transcript has 5 exons.
CCUCCCCCUUCCUCGUAGCCGUCUUCCUCCGUGUUCCCCGGGCGGCGGCGCACAACACCUGUUCGACGGAACGCCGCUCCGGGGCGGGAAGCUUCGACCAUGGCGAGCGGGGAGGACCGCAUAAGCGCCCUCCCGGAGGACAUCCUCCACCAGGUGCUCCGCCUCCUGCCGGCUCAUGAGGUGGUGCGGACGUGCUUGCUCGCCCGGCGCUGGCGCGGCGUCUGGAGGUCCGUGCCCACCCUCUGCUUCACCGGAGCCAAGGGGUGGGGCAGCGCCGACAGGUUCGCCCAAUUCGUGGACCACUUGCUCCACCUCAGGUGCGGGGGCGACGGCCCGCCUCUGGAUUCCUGCGAUUUCGACUUCGAUCACGACGGAUUCAUGCUGUGGCCCGCAAACAAGCGGCGUGCCAGCAUCUGGCUCUGGAAGGCUCUGCCUCGUGUCCGGGCGCUGGGCCUUUGUAUCGUCGAGGAGCUGGAAACCUGGACACGAUUAUCUGAUAAGCAUCUCUUCUCCCAGCAGCUCACUAGAUUAGAGCUUGCUGGAGUCAGUGUCAGCGACAGCGUCGUUGAUUUUUCAGGCUGUCCGGCAUUGGUGCAACUGAGUAUGGAUUAUUGCGAUGUUUUUGUCAGACAGCUGGUGUCUCCAUCCUUGAAACAUCUGCGCGUUACCCGCUGCUAUACUUCUCGCGAUUACCGCAUUCUUAUUUCUCUACCAAAUCUUGUUUCGCUCGAGUUCAUCCAGUGGGGCGAAGGAAGGGCUCCAUUGCUUGGAAGCUUGCCGCAGUUAGCAAGAGCUGAUAUUUUUCUUAACGGGGAUUGUGCUGAUCAAUGCUCUGAGGGUCGGUUUGAUGGUUGUGAUGCUGAUGACAGUGAUAUCUGUUAUGGUUGUUAUUAUUAUUAUGGGGAUCCUAUACAUGGGCCUCAUUAUGACUGCAACAACUGCAUCGUUCUCAAAGGUUUGUCAGAAGCCACAGACUUGGAGUUGACAGCUUAUCAUGAUCCGACUGUUUUGAACAGGGAUUUGAAGUGGUGCCCUACAUUUACCAAGUUAAAGACUUUGCUACUCAAUGAUUGGUGUCUGGCUGCUGACCACAAUGCACUAAUUUGUUUUCUCCAACAUGCACCAAUUUUGGAGAAGCUUACCAUUCAACUUCCUGAGAAACCUUCAUAUGUAACUGGAGCAGAAGGAAUAUACAAACCAUUGGGACAGUCAGUUGCAUCCAACUGUCUUGAGAUUGUUGAAAUCAAAUGUGCAAAUGUCGAUAGCAGGGUUCACAAAAUUCUGAAGAUUCUGACUAUGUAUGGCAUACACCUUGAGCAAAUUAGUGUCCAACAGACUUGCAAAAUUCCUGGAUCUGGAUGUUUCAAUUUUGUUUGCACUGGUUUCUGCUAAAACCGUAGGGACAAAAUUUGUAUACAUAUAUAAAUGAAGGAAAGGUAAAAAAAAUGCUUGCUGGUUAAAGUUUGGAUGUAAACCAGUUGAUGAACACUUUGUCGUUAUUCCUAGAUCCAAUGAUGAAAAUAGGGAAAAUAAUUGAGGUACAUCACUACAAGACUCAACCAUAACCUAAGUGCCCUCAUUUUUUGCAUUUUUAUGCUGCAAUGUGGCAUCAUUAUUUUCGUUCAAUAGUUUAUACCAAUAGUCAAUCCACUUACACAUUGUGAAUAAUACCAAUGGAAGGGUCAGGUGGUCUUAUGCGCUGAAAAUAUGCCGCAUUCCUGUGGCCAACCUUUUACUAUUUUGUUGGAAUGACCUCAACAAACUACCAAACAGCUGAUCGACAGAUUAAGUUGUCCAGAAGGUAUAAUUCCCAUUCCAGAAGCACAACCACAAAUUUGACCAAAUAAAUGUAGCUAGGAAAGUUGACACAUCAGCAACAGGUGAUCGACAGAUUCUGCGGCAUGCACCACAAAAUUCACAGGCAUUGCUACCUUUCCAUCCGUUUUGAGCUUAUUAUUCUUAGUUAACUCUCCAUUCCUCAAAACAGUCCAAAGAACAAAUUAAUUUUCAGCGGCAGUCAAAGUUCAUAGUGGUUUUGAAUAGGUGAAAGACAGAUUUGAGUUGUCAGAGCUGGAUAAGAGGAAUGUACUGAGAACUUAAUCUCAAACUCUUGUUUCUCUUAUUUAAAUGCACUUCAGCACAUUCCUUAUAUAACUGUUGGAUUGUUAAUUAGAGAUAUCUGUCUUCUGUUGAUCUCAAUAUAUAUGCU